This is a messenger RNA of Frieseomelitta varia, 1750 nucleotides long. RefSeq lists its product as uncharacterized. The transcript is spliced from 4 exons. Bases 205 to 1005 code for a protein of 266 amino acids. The record is from RefSeq and is a predicted model, not a curated record. Lineage: Eukaryota; Metazoa; Arthropoda; Insecta; Hymenoptera; Apidae.
UAAUCUCGCGACCGUGACACGCCGUGGUCAGUCGUUUCCUCCCCUCUGGAACAGCUGUCCGCAAGCUAUCGGCAAUCUUUCUCUCGAACGAGACGGUGACGUGUCCAUAAACAAGGAAAAAUCAACGUUUUGGGAAAUUUUUGUUCCGACAACUUUUCAGGUGAAUGGGAUAAAUUCGUCGAGGAGAUCGCGCCCAAGGGAAACAUGUUCCACAAAUCCGAAGUGAAAUCAGCGACGGGCAUCCCCGAGCGUCGUCGAAAGAAAUCCACCAACCAGGAUAACCUGUCCCGUGGAAGAAAGCAAAAAUCCGAGUUGUCGAAAAGCACGACCAAUACCGCGGACAAGGGUUCGAUUGACACUCGACUAGCUACGAAUCUUCCCGACGAUGCUGCGAUACACUUUGGAAAUUUCUACGGUGUCGAGAAGAAUUCGAAUCAACCGCGAGCUGGAAGAGCGAGGGCUCUUUUCGACUCGACCAGUCCAUCGUCUAUUGGUUACAAACGAACGCCGAGAGUGGAAUUCACCAGGCAGAUGGUUCACAAACUGGAACGAACAGCUGGUACGAAGGAAUACGCGCGACAAGUGUCAGCUUUAUUGGAGGAGACGGUCGAGCCGGCGCAUUUCAAGCUGCAUUCACUACCGACCGAGAAUUCGAUUCCGGACGGGAGAUACAAUCCCACGGGAUUCCCGCUCUGGUGCAAGGAACCUUAUAAAAUGCCGUUCGCUUCGAACGAGGUUUACGAACGUCUGAAAGAGGAACUGGACGACGCCGAGUACGGAAAGGCGAGAGACAUUUUCGAAGAGGAUUCUUCCGAAAGAUGUUCCUCGGAGGAGUGGAGCGAGGACGGAGGAAAUUUCCAAGACGACGGACCAAUGAAUUUCCUAACGAGAGGAAAAUCUUCGAUGAAUUUACUGUCCAAUUGGUCGUCUUCUAUAACGGAGGCGAAAGACACGGACUCGAAGGAAAGCAACGACGACAGAAAUGAGAAAAUGUUGAACGAAUAACGCUGAAGUUGUAAAGUGGUUUUGAUCGCGAGCACACGAGGAAUGAAAAGGCAAUUUGUGAUAUAAAUAGAAACAUGAACUUCCUGUAUAUAGAGCCGAGACAUUUACAAUCAACAAUUAUUUUAGCCGACGCAAUAGUCCAAGAACUCGUAACAAUGUUGCUCGUUAUCCAGUCCUUUUGAUUAAUUAGCAUUUCGCUACUAAUGGCCCGACCGUUAUCAGAAGGCCUAAAACGCGAUAGAGAAUCCAUUUAGAGAUUCAUUUCCAGCGUUAAUUAGAAGGCCUUUAUUAUUACCCGGUUGCGUACCCUGUAAUUAUAGGCUAGCCAGAUUGCUGUGAAUCUAACGCUGUCAUGAAUUCAUUAAUUAACGAUGGAGGUUCUUGCGAAAGGACGAGGAACGUUAUACUGGUGACGGAUUACCGGAUAUUCUACGCGCCGUACUUCCGCCUAUUCUGAUCCUUCCCAUUUCUAACGUUUUUACCUUUACAUAGGUAAAUAACAGUAAAAAGAAAUAUUCGAACACGAAACUACCACAAUUUUCAAUUAAUUGUAAAGUUAAAGUUGUCGUAAAACACGGUGUUUCUAUAAAUUUGUACUCGUCUGCGCAAACAAGAAACUUCUCUUUUCUCGUAAACAAGUAAACAAGAGCACCUACUUUGCUCUGAAUAAGUUGAAACAGAUUUCUUGAAAUUGUUUUUAUAACCAUUCGGUGAGGUUCUAUUUGUACGUUCAUAAAUGUAUACA